UCGACCAACAACUUGAGUGUCGGUGUCGGUGACAGUGUGAAAAAUUCAUCCGCAGCGUGACAUUGUUUUUCCUCAAAGCCGCCACGAUGCACGACGCUUACGAGGAGACGUCUAUAUUAAAUAUCACCGUGCAAAUCGAGUCUAUGGCUGCUUAUGAUGACAACCUGCUGAUAGGCACCAGGGAAGGUCACCUAAUCAUGUACAACGUCCCGUCGGUGUUCGACGACAGCCACAAGCUCGAGUUGUUGCGCCACAGCAAGAAUUUCAAUAAGAAGCGAAUCAAUCAGAUAGACGUCGUGCCGGAGUACAACUUGUUGAUUAUCCUGACAGAUAACAUCGUGUGCAUUCACGACCUGAACUCGCCAAACUUUCAACAAAUAUGUCAAUUACCAAAGACCCGCGGCGCCACGCUGUUCACUCUGGACGUCCAGACGACUCAGAGCCUGACCGGGGAGAAGAACACGGUGGUGCGCCUGUGCGUCGCCGUUAAACGUAAAUUGCAGCUGUACUACUGGAAGGGAAAGAAGUUCGAGGAGUUUAAAGACUUCGAGCUGACCGUACCGGACAUACCUCGCCAGCUGUCAUGGUGCGGCGAAACGUUAAUAUUAGGAUUUCGCGGACUGUCCUACACGAUCUUUGACCUAAACGGUAAACCUAAGGAGCUCUUUCCCACCGGUAAAUCCCCAGAGCCGAGCAUCACGAAGCUGUCGGACAGUUGCUUUGUCCUGGGCAAAGAUUCUCAGUCGUUUAUUAUGGACACGAAGGGGGAGUUGGUUCAGCACAACCCAGUAAAGUGGUCGGAUACACCCAAUACGAUAGCAUGGGACGAUCCUUACUUACUCGGCAUCGUGCACGACAGACUGGAGGUGUAUACGUUGGAAGGGUGUUUACAUAUCCAGACAAUAAAGGAUAUAAAUAAGGCCAGACUUAUAUACCGAUGCAAACAAGGGAGAGUCUUUGUGGCGUCCAUUAGUCAGAUUUGGUGUGUCAAGGCAAUCGAUGUUACUUUACAGAUCAGGACCCUCCUGGAGCAGAAUCAGUUUCAGUUGGCACUAAAAUUGACCAGUCUGUCGGAUAUAACAGACGAGGAGAAGGCCAAGCAGACGUACAAGAUACAAACGUUGUACGCGCAUCAUCUGUUCUAUAAUAAGCGAUUCCAAGAGGCGAUGGAUCUGUUCUUAAAACUGGGAACCGAUCCGUACGAGGUGAUCAGAUUGUUUCCGGAUUUAGUCACGCCAUCGACCAAUACCCACGAGCUCAGCGAGCCGGCGCCCAGUUUACCGAAGCUGCAAGAUCACGAUUUGGAGAAGGGCUUACGCGCGUUGAUAGUUUUUCUAACUGAGGUCAGGCACAAGCUGAUGGCGAAAGACAAGGAACUCAAGGAGAAAAAUGGCGUAAACGGGGAGAAGAAUCUGACUGUUGUAGCUACGGAGCAGCUUUUAAAGAUUAUAGAUACGACCCUUUUAAAGUGCUAUCUACAGACCACUGACGCCUUGGUGGCGCCUUUACUUAGACUGAACCACUGUCACUUGGCAGAAGCUGAGAAAACUCUGUUGAUGCAUCAGAAAUAUCCGGAGCUCAUUAUAUUGUACCAGACCAAAGGGCAGCACAAGAAAGCGUUGGAGCUACUGGAGAAGCACGCGAAGGAGAACGAUUCUAGUCUGAAAGGCACUGAGAGAACCAUACAGUAUUUGCAGCAUCUCGGCAAGGAUCACAUGGAUCUGAUACUGAAGUUUGCCGGGUGGGUUUUAACGGAGGAUCCUGAGCAAGGCCUUAGAAUAUUUAUGGAGGAUAUACAGGAAGUCGAACACUUACCCAGACCAAAGAUAUUGGAUUACCUUCUACGUCUCCACAAAGACUUAGUCAUACAAUACUUAGAACACGUAGUACACGUUUGGGAGGACACCAACCAAUUGUUCCACAACGUUUUGAUACAUCAGUACAAGGAGAAGUGUCUAGCGUCCAUGAACGCGAGCGCAACGCCGGCGGAGAAGGAAACUUCGCAACACGUCCGACAGAAGUUGCAGCAGUUUUUGGAGAAAUCGGCGUAUUAUACGCCGGAAACGAUACUGGUGCAUUUCCCGUUUGACAGUUUGUUCGAGGAACGCGCGAUUAUACUCGGGCGACUCGGCCGUCAUCAACAGGCUAUAUCGAUAUACGUUAGUCUCUUAAACGACAUACCGCGUGCGAUACAAUAUUGCCAAAACGUAUAUACGAGGUAUCGAAAUCAAGAUCGUGCGGAGAAGCAGAAGCAGACGGAUAAUGCCGAGGAAGUGUACGUUUUGCUAAUUCAACAGUUAUUGAAGCCCGAUAACGAAGGAGUUUUAAUGGCUGGUUGUAAUCCGGAAAUUCAAAGAACGACACAGCCAGAUUUAGAGAUGGCCCUCCGGCUGCUGGAGGAGCACGCCUCCAAGAUAAAUCCUAUGAGGGUCCUGGAGGUUCUACCGGAUUCCGUUCCUAUCGGUAGAAUAAAGCACUUCCUGGAAGUCAGCUUGCAGAACAAUCUGAACGCCAGGCGGAGAACGCAGGUUCUCAAGGGGCUGCUUUACGCGGAGCAUUUACAGGUGCAGGAGCAACGGAUGCACUACGAAUCGCAGAGCGUCCUCAUGACAGAGUUCAAUAUAUGUCCAGUUUGUAAGAAACGAUUCGGCAACCAAAGCGCCUUCGCGAGGUAUCCCAACGGUGACAUAGUGCACUACUCCUGUCAAGAUCGCAAGGGGUAAAGGAGGAGUCGCUGGAUUAUACAUAACAAGUCAUACGUCUCACGAUGCAUAAGUUUAAGAUUGUAUAUAUCCGAUGUACGCAUUUUAUAUAUACGAAUUUCGCAUACGAAAUUCCGGCACAUGUAUUGUUACGCAAAACUCCAAGACUAUCCGCUCUGCAGGCACUUAUUAAAGAUUACCUAAUUAUUAGAUAUUAA
Molecule: messenger RNA, 2920 nt
Organism: Vollenhovia emeryi
Lineage: Eukaryota; Metazoa; Arthropoda; Insecta; Hymenoptera; Formicidae
Gene: Vps39
Product: vam6/Vps39-like protein
Exons: 11
Coding region: 87-2723 (878 amino acids)
Biological process (GO): vesicle-mediated transport; intracellular protein transport; autophagy
Cellular component (GO): membrane; cytoplasm
Molecular function (GO): protein binding
Source: RefSeq, a predicted model, not a curated record